AUGACUAGCGCGCCAACGAAAACGUUCAUUGUAGAUCUUAUUAAAAAAGGGGAUAGAUCAGUCAGUAGUAUAGUUUCCGAUGCAAUCAUUCCAUCUUCGCUGUCAAUUGAAGAGAUUUCAAAUUUGUUAUUUACUAUCCCAGAGAUAAGAGAACAAUUAGGCGAUCCAUUAGCGAAGGUUCGUGCUUACUUGCUUUGUAUCCUUCUGAUCUUCGAAAUUUCCGAAACAAACGGUAUAACAGAAGACCUUAAUGAACAAGACUUUUCCCAAGUACUUUUAUACUCACGACUCUCGCUACCAAUAUGCGCUUCCAUCAGUGACGUUAAAGUUACAGAGUUCUUUGAUGAAAUUAAGAAUUUUCUUGAAAAUAAGUAUGAACCAACAUUUAUCAAACUCCAAAAGGCUCUUGGGCUUAUAGAUAGUCCAGAAAAUAUUGUAACCGAACAGAAAGAACCCACCAAAAGAAAACAUUACGCUGAUCCAUUAAAAACAGAUCCUAAAAAGACUGAAAAGCAAGAUUCUUCUAAAUUCGACUACGGAGCAUUCAAACACGCUGUUUCUUACAGACCAGGAGCUUCUUUGAAUAAUAUGGUAAAGAUACGUGUUAAAAAGAACCAUGGAAGCUCCGAUAAUAAGGUACGUGCAAAAUUGUAA
Messenger RNA from Trichomonas vaginalis G3, 654 nucleotides. RefSeq lists its product as uncharacterized. NCBI's taxonomy places the organism in Eukaryota, Parabasalia, Trichomonadida, Trichomonadidae. The transcript has a single exon. The record is from RefSeq and is a predicted model, not a curated record. Bases 1 to 654 code for a protein of 217 amino acids.